UGUAAACACGACGGAUUUUUGAGGUUAUGUUGCAAGAAAAACAACAUGAAGCGACCAAAAAGUAAAAUUUCUGCCGUGACAACUCUGCACAAAAACGAUAAUAAUCCCAUUUUGGUCAAAUUCCAGAAUGGAGAUCUUCUGCCUGGGCCUCAGGAGAAUCUCUCAUGUCACUUGGCGACUGAUAAACGUAGCAAGAAGACCCAGAAACUCAUUGCAUUCUGUGAUUCAUCAGUCUACAUUGGGGAUGUGGAGAGGGAUCCACAGAUGAACACCUUCAUAGCCAUCCGGAAUGCUGUUACCAAUAAAAUGAGGCUCGUACAGGUGGAAACGUGCUCCCUUCUCAGUGAGCAUGUUCUCAAAAUUGACGACGCAAGUGCCGUCCGGGUGGGUACAAUUGGGGAUCAAAUGCUGUAUUCUGAGUUUGGGAGCAAGAAAUCAAUGUCAAAUCACGAUAAGAUGCACAAAAACAAGGUCAAUGUGGACAUUUUCAAGAAUCAUCUGGACGACACUAUUCAGAAACACAAUGAGACCGUUGAGGAGGAACAAGACAUCCCAGACUUUGGAGAAACCGCCGACAACUCAAUUGUCCCUCCAAUGAACAAAGAAGCAAAGAACAUCAAAGAAUUGUACUCCUUGGAAGAGAUUGUAACACCAGAACUUCUUGCUGAACUCAAUGAUGUGGCUGUAGAAGUCCUAAAAACCUCCCCGGAAGAGCUUCCAAUUGACAGUGACUUCAUUCUCCAACGAAUCCGGAACCUUCAGAAGCUCAAUGAUACCAAUUCCGAGCAGAAACUUUUGAAGACAAAAGCCCUGAUUUAUCUGGAUGCUCUGAUGACACUGGUGAAGAAGGUGAGGAAGGGACAGAAUUUUACUCAUUUCAGCAUCUCAGACAUUUGUGACAACGUCGAAAUGAGCAUCCGGAAGAGAUUCAUUGAUCCCAGCACCACAAAAGCCAUCAAGACAGCUUUCACCACUCGCAAGGCCAUCUGCCACAUUCUCGUCCUGGCCAUUCUGCUCUCGGACAACCUCGAAAUCAGCGUCGACGAGAUGAAUGUCGAACUGAAGACGACCAACAGGAAGGAAAUUCUCGAGUAUGCCAUCUACAUGGGCCUCAAAAUGAGCAUCAAGAAGGAAUUCCUGGGUCUCAAGAUGCCUUCUGAGAUGGACGAAAAGCGUCGCAUGAAGCCCCAAAUGAAGCGACGCCGUAAGUAAAAUAUAUCAAAUGGUUUUAUUGCAAAUAAAUAAAUAAGGACAAGGAAAA
Messenger RNA from Phlebotomus papatasi, 1261 nucleotides. RefSeq lists its product as uncharacterized. Gene Ontology annotation, cellular component: RNA polymerase I complex. Gene Ontology annotation, biological process: nucleolar large rRNA transcription by RNA polymerase I; RNA polymerase I preinitiation complex assembly; transcription elongation by RNA polymerase I. The record is from RefSeq and is a predicted model, not a curated record. The transcript has 4 exons. NCBI's taxonomy places the organism in Eukaryota, Metazoa, Arthropoda, Insecta, Diptera, Psychodidae. Bases 46 to 1212 code for a protein of 388 amino acids. Gene Ontology annotation, molecular function: DNA binding.